Thalassophryne amazonica is the source of this 639-nucleotide messenger RNA. It is a transcript of the gene g0s2, whose product is annotated as G0/G1 switch 2. The record is from RefSeq and is a predicted model, not a curated record. The transcript has 2 exons. NCBI's taxonomy places the organism in Eukaryota, Metazoa, Chordata, Actinopteri, Batrachoidiformes, Batrachoididae. Bases 56 to 373 code for a protein of 105 amino acids.
GAAAAUUUGGAGUGAAGAACUCUGGGAGCAUUUAAAAGCUCAUCUUUUUCACAACAUGGAAUCCAUCAGUGAAAUCAUCCCAUUCAUCCUGGAGCUUUUGAACCAGUCACCCAGUCGUGGCCUGCUGAAGAUCUACACUAUUGGUACCACUCUCGCCAUACUAGGAAUUUGCCGUGGACUUUUGGAAGCAGUUUGCAUGCCGUGUGAGGAGCCGAAUAUUAAUGAGGACAGAGAACUGGAGAAGAUGAUGAUGCUUAAAUCACGCACUGUCAUAGUUUGCCCAGAUGCUGUGGAUGAGGUGGAAGUCAAAGACAAACAUGUGUUUGCUGCAAGUUUGUGCAGGAGCUCAACCAACCGUUUGCAUGCCUCUUAAAGAGAAUCUCUUCAUUGAAGGAAAAAGGAGUGUGCAACUCACUGCAUAUAUUGAUAAUAGCAUUGAUGAAUUACAUCACAAUGCUCUGACUCUGUAUUUCAUGUUUAACCAGACAUUCAGGCUUUUGCAAGAAAGGAGAUACAUUGAAGGCUGCGGGCAACAGCGACGUUUGGCUGCUGGGCAGCAGAUACUGUGAUAAAUGUUUUUGUUAAAUGUACAGAUGUGAUAUUUUAUUUUACACUUUAAUAAACGUGUUUUUCCACCUA